Messenger RNA from Rhineura floridana, 2105 nucleotides. RefSeq names its product platelet activating factor acetylhydrolase 1b regulatory subunit 1 (gene PAFAH1B1). Gene Ontology annotation, molecular function: protein binding. NCBI's taxonomy places the organism in Eukaryota, Metazoa, Chordata, Lepidosauria, Squamata, Rhineuridae. The coding region runs from base 714 to 1946 and encodes 410 amino acids. The record is from RefSeq and is a predicted model, not a curated record. The transcript is spliced from 11 exons.
GCGAGCUUCGGCCUCCUCCAAGAUGGUCUCCUGGCACUCCUCCCCUCCCCUCUCCGCACAUGCGCAGUUCUUAAAGCGGGCCGAGGCUGCUCCCUCCUUCGCUCCUUUUCCCUCCCUACUCCUCCUCCCUUCUUGGCGGCCGGGGCGCCACUGACAAGACCGGGGCGGAAAAAAAGGGCGGUUGCUGCUGCCGACGACGAAGGAGGAGGAGGACGACGACGACCAUUACCGCCGGUUGACGAAGAAACACCGCUGCUAAACCACUCCGUCCACCCGACCCACCUCCGUGUAGCUUCCUCCAUCUUCUUUCUCCACAAGCCGGCAAAAAAAAGGAAAAAAAGGGAGGGGGCGAGACCCCUUUCUCUGUCGAGGCCGGCUUCCUAUUCUUUCACCUCACGGGAGAGAGAGAGAGGGACAAACACCGGGGGAAACCAACCACAGCAACAACCUCGCGCGCGCCUAUACAACACACUCUGUCUCACACGCACGCACAACCUACGCCGGUGAAUGGUGGGAGCGGCCUCGGAGGCUCGGAUGGAAUGAAUCUUCCUUGUUGAAUGCAUCCUGUCUGCUUGCUGGAGUUUACUUGUGGAGACACUCUGUCCUUUGGGUUGGAGCCACUUUGUGGCAGACUGAAUUGUGGAUCCCCAAAUCCUAAGCUGCUUGAAGAGGAGGAGACAGCUGAGUCACGUUAACCUGACAUCACAGCCACAAUGGUGCUGUCACAGAGGCAACGAGAUGAACUAAAUCGAGCGAUAGCAGAUUACCUUCGUUCUAAUGGCUAUGAAGAGGCAUACUCUGUUUUUAAAAAGGAAGCAGAGCUUGAUGUGAAUGAAGAGUUAGAUAAGAAAUAUGCUGGGCUCUUGGAAAAAAAGUGGACAUCAGUUAUAAGAUUACAAAAGAAGGUUAUGGAAUUGGAAUCCAAACUAAAUGAAGCUAAGGAAGAAUUUACAUCAGGUGGGCCACUUGGUCAGAAGCGAGAUCCUAAAGAAUGGAUCCCUCGUCCUCCAGAAAAGUAUGCAUUGAGUGGACACAGGAGUCCUGUUACAAGAGUCAUUUUCCAUCCAGUUUUCAGUGUUAUGGUCUCUGCUUCAGAGGAUGCUACAAUAAAGGUAUGGGAUUAUGAGACAGGUGAUUUUGAACGAACCCUGAAGGGCCACACAGACUCUGUGCAGGAUAUUUCCUUCGACCACAGCGGCAAGUUAUUGACCUCCUGCUCUGCAGAUAUGACAAUUAAGCUGUGGGAUUUCCAGAGCUUCGAGUGCAUCAGAACCAUGCAUGGUCAUGAUCAUAAUGUUUCUUCAGUAGCCAUCAUGCCCAAUGGGGAUCAUAUAGUCUCUGCCUCGAGGGAUAAAACCAUCAAAAUGUGGGAAGUCCAAACAGGCUACUGUGUGAAGACAUUCACAGGGCAUAGAGAAUGGGUCCGUAUGGUACGGCCUAACCAGGAUGGCACGCUUAUUGCCAGUUGUUCUAAUGACCAGACGGUGCGUGUUUGGGUGGUAGCAACAAAGGAAUGCAAAGCUGAGCUCAGAGAACAUGAGCAUGUGGUGGAGUGCAUCUCUUGGGCUCCUGAAAGCUCCUAUUCCACCAUCUCGGAAGCUACAGGAUCUGAGACUAAGAAGAGUGGCAAGCCUGGGCCUUUCUUGCUGUCUGGAUCUAGAGACAAGACCAUUAAGAUGUGGGACAUUAGUACUGGCAUGUGCCUUAUGACACUUGUGGGCCAUGAUAACUGGGUACGUGGCGUCCUUUUUCAUUCUGGGGGAAAAUUUAUUUUGAGCUGUGCUGAUGACAAAACCUUGCGUGUCUGGGACUACAAGAACAAAAGAUGCAUGAAGACCCUCAAUGCGCAUGAACACUUUGUUACCUCGUUGGAUUUCCAUAAGACAGCGCCCUAUGUGGUUACUGGCAGCGUAGAUCAAACAGUAAAGGUGUGGGAGUGCCGUUGAUUGAAUUAACAUCUGAUCCACCCACCUCUUUUUCCCUCCCCCUCUGGAUGCACUUGGAUACCAUGGUUACCCAUUGAGCUCUGUUUAAAAUAAAUAUUGUCCUUUCAUGUAAAUUAUUCUGGAUGUAGAUUGAGCUUAUUAAAUGUUACACACAAAGUA